This is a messenger RNA of Lucilia cuprina (Australian sheep blowfly), 10091 nucleotides long. RefSeq names its product unconventional myosin-XV (gene Myo10A). The coding region runs from base 174 to 9608 and encodes 3144 amino acids. Gene Ontology annotation, cellular component: cytoskeleton; myosin complex. The transcript is spliced from 6 exons. The record is from RefSeq and is a predicted model, not a curated record. Lineage: Eukaryota; Metazoa; Arthropoda; Insecta; Diptera; Calliphoridae. Gene Ontology annotation, molecular function: protein binding; cytoskeletal motor activity; ATP binding.
AUCAAGUGGCGUUCUACAAUAUUAACGGAUUAAUAUUUGUUUUCUUUGUUGUCAUUUUGCUUACUCUCAGAUAUGCAAACCUGAGAAUAAUAAUUUAAAAAAUAACAAAUUUUGUUAUUGUCGUUGUAUUAAACGAAGCCAAACACAUACUCAUACAUAUUGAGAAACUAUAAAUGCGUAUUGUGCGCUUUCAUUUGGAACCAUGGCAACGUUGUGGUUCUAUAACGCCUAGUCCAGCGCCAUCACCUUCUACAGCUAUAUUGUCGCCACACAUAUUGAGGCGUCAACGACCUCCAAGUGUUGAAGACUUUCCCAGCUUGGAAGAAAAUACAGAAACCUUACGUUUGAAAUUACUCGUAGACAAGAAACGAAAAAUGCAAAACCGUUAUCCCCAAAUAGUUAAGAAGUUGUCGACAUUGUGCAGCGAUGUGAUAGCCAGGCUUCCCCAAACAUUUGCUUUACAACCUGGUGAAGGAAAUUUGAGACCACGUCAAGAUCUGGGCAGCAGUGGUGUGGAUGAUAUGACUAUGUUGGAUGACUUGCACGAGGCAUCGCUUUUGUGGAAUCUUCGCUUAAGAUACGAUAAAGGUCUUAUCUAUACAUUUGCUGGAAGUAUUUUAAUUGCGGUCAAUCCUUAUAAAAUGUUUCCCGAUUCGUAUGGCUUAGAGGUGGCUAAACAAUAUGCGGGAAAGCCAUUGGGUACAAUGCCCCCACAUUUGUUUGCAAUAGGAGCUGCAGCUCAUGCUGCACUGCCUUCGCCACAAGUCGUGGUAAUAUCAGGAGAAUCGGGAUCUGGUAAAACAGAAUCAACAAAGUUAGUAAUGCAGUAUUUAGCAGCAGUAGUCCCAGGUGGAGGUUCUGCUUCAGCUGUUAUAACAGAACAAAUUUUGGAGGCUGCUCCUCUUCUGGAAGCGUUUGGCAAUGCGCGCACUGCACGAAAUGAUAAUAGCUCUAGGUUUGGAAAAUAUUUGGAGGUUUAUUUUAAAAAUGGUGCUAUCGUUGGGGCCAAAAUUACUCAAUAUCUAUUAGAAAAGUCCAGGAUAGUUACGCAAGCACCAGGAGAACGUAACUACCACGUUUUCUAUGAAAUGUUAGGUGGUCUAUCAGAAGCUGAGCGCACAAAAUACGGCCUUUUAGAGGCAGAUAAAUAUUUUUAUCUAAAUCAAGGCGCUACAGACUGUGCUCCAGGACGUGUGGAUUGGGACUCCCUACAAAGUGCUAUGCAAGUGUUGGGAGUAUCUGAAGGUGAACGAGAAGGCAUUAUACGUGUAUUAGCCUCUGUUUUACACUUAGGCAAUGUUUAUUUUCAUCGAAGGCAACUUAGACAUGGUCAAGAAGGUGUUGAAGUUGGUUCCGAUGCUGAGAUUAAAUGGGCAGCUCAUUUAUUGCAUAUAUCAGCUGAAGGUUUGCAUAGAGCUUUGACUAGCCGUAUAACCGAGGCUAGAUCAGAACGCCUUCAUACUCCAUUGAGUAUAGAUCAGGCCUUAGAUUCCAGAGAUGCUUUUGCUAAGGCCUUAUACUCUGGUCUCUUCAACUGGUUGGUGUCACGCAUCAAUUCCAUCGUGCAAAAAGGUGGAACACAUGAUGCUCAUAGAAUUUCUAUAUUGGAUAUAUUCGGCUUUGAAGAUUUGGCCGAAAACUCGUUUGAACAGUUGUGUAUUAAUUACGCGAAUGAAAACCUUCAACUGUAUUUCAACAAACAUGUAUUUAAACUUGAGCAAGCAGAGUACUCCCGAGAGCGCCUGGAAUGGACCCCUCUAACAUGGGAUGAUAAUUUGCCAGUCAUUCAUUUGCUGGCUAAGAAGCCUGUGGGAAUUUUUCAUUUGUUGGAUGAUGAAUCGAAUUUUCCUCGUGCCUCAGAUAUGAGUUUUCUUGAGAAAUGUCACUAUAAUCAUGCUCUCAAUGAACUGUAUUCUCGUCCCAGAAUUGGGGCUCAAGAGUUUGGUAUCACUCAUUACGCUGGUCAAGUGUGGUACUGUGUAGAUGGCUUCUUGGAUAAAAAUCGAGAUGCUUUGCGUAGCGAUGUUUUGGAGCUUUUGGGAUCAAGUAAACUACAACUAGUUUCAGAUCUAACUAAACAACUCAGGGCUCAACGAGAUUCAGGAAAAACAUUGCCCAAAGGCAACAAUGGCCGUUUUGUAACAAUGAAACCCCGUACACCAACAGUAGCUGCAAGGUUUUCCGAUUCGCUGCAGCAACUUUUACAAUCAAUGGGUCGGUGUAAUCCAUGGUUUGUGCGUUGCAUUAAACCGAAUAAUGAAAAACAAUCACUAAAGAUGGAUAUGCCAUGUGUGCUGCAGCAAUUGCGAUAUUUGGGAAUGUUAGACACAAUACAAAUCCGACAGAAGGGUUAUCCAGUUCGAUUACGCUUCCAACAUUUCGUUGAACGCUACCGGCAUUUAAUGCGUUCUCCAUUACCCCGUGGUACGCCCUACAGGGAACUUUGUCGAAUACUUUUAGAGUCUAUGCCAAAUACAGGCAUUGAAGGACCAGAUUAUCAAUUGGGUGCCACUAGAGUUUUUCUUAGAGAAGCCUUACACAGAAUGCUGGAAAGUGGCCGUUCAGAUCGUUUGAAGACAUCAGCCGUUGUGAUACAAAAACAUGUUCGUGGUAUGUUGGUCAGAAGACAAUUGGCACGUAAAAAGAAGGCUGCAACUCGUAUUCAGACAAAAUGGCGUGGCUAUCGAGAGCAAAAGAAAUUCCGUGAUUUACGAAGAGGUGCAAUUAAAGCUCAAGCAUUGUGGCGUGGUAAAAUGGGUCGAAAAAGAGUGGUCAAAUUACGGGCUGAUUAUCAGCGACGUCUGGAAGCUCAAAGAGCUCAAAAAGAACGAGAAGCAAAGAAACAAGCUAAAGAAAAUUUGGAACGCAGCCAAAUUUCUUAUUUGGAUAUUCCUGCUGAACUGGCAUUUAUCUUUUCGAAAAGCGAAGGCUGGACACCUAUACACGGAGAUCGUCAUUUGGUUAAAGUUGUCGGUACUGUUCCAGGACCUCCAGUAGCAGCCGAUCUACCUAAAGAUCUAGAUCAGUUCUCAUUUGGUAAAUUCAGUUCGGUAUAUUGCAAUGGAUUGCGUUUAUCGUCAAGAAGAGAACCCAUAACAACACCCUUCCUUACAAGAGCAGCUUCAAGAGAUCAGGACUUUCAAGAUUCUUUGGCUGUAUUUAAAUUGAUUCUUCGCUGGACAAAUGACAAAACGAUGGAUGGUAAUAAAGAAAAGGUUUUAUCUGACUAUAUUGUCCAUAAAGGUUUGUCAUCACGUGGCUUGAGAGACGAAAUUUUGGUGCAGUUGUGUAAUCAAGUUUAUAAUGCCGAUGAUUUACAGGCACAACGUAUUUGGCAAUUAAUGGCUCAGUGUUUGUCUUGUUUCCAACCUGGACCUGCAUUUAGCAAAUACUUAAUGAAAUUUAUUGUUGACAAUGCUCCUGAUUCUAUGAGAGAUAUGUUGCUUAAGAAAAUUUUGAGAAACGCCAACUCGGCUAAUAACUGUAGAAACUUUACUCCCUCUUGGGUCGAAUGGAGAGCUAUAUCCCGAAUGUCUGAUAUUGCAGUAGCAUUAACUUUACCAGAUGAUGCAAAUCAAACUGUAGCUAUUGAUUCGUGGACAACUUGUGAAGAAGCUGCCUCUUUAGCUGUUUCAACUUUAGGUAUAUCAAAUCGUGGAUGGACUGUCGUUUUAGAUGAUGGAAAACUAGUAACUGAUUCAUGUGGACUUGAUUAUGUUCUAGACCUUAUCUCAGAAAAGGAACUCUGCCCAGCUUUUCCUGCACUACGAAGUGAUUUAAUGACAACUGGCGCUAAAUUUAAUAGAACUAUAUUGUCGGAUCACGAUGGAAAUACACCCAGAAGACCUCAGGUACCACCGCCAGAGCCACCCAAAAUAAAAGUAAACCCUACAAGUGAAUCCCCAAUAUCCGAUUCAAAUGACGAGCAACCUAUACGGAAAAAUUCCCGAAAUUUACUUUCGAGAAGUUCUGCAUUAAAUGAACGGUAUUUUGAACAAGAGAAAUCAAGAUCAAAGUCACUUGAUGAUCUUUUGGCUGGUGAUAUCACAGAUUUAGAUCAGGCAACAGAAACAGAACCUUUGACUAACUUAGGACUUUCAGAAAGUCGUCUCAAUGAGAGAUACCAUUCAGCUGAACGUCUUACACCUAUGGGUAAAGAAACGGGCCCACGAUACCAAAAGUCGCAAUAUGCUGGAAGAAGAUCACAUGCAGGUUCUCACUCUAGCAAGUAUAUGGAUAAAUCGGAGUAUGCUACUCGUUCAUCGGCUAUGUCAGAUACAAGUGAGGCUCCUUCAUUGGCUUCACAUGUACGUCGUGUACGUGUACCUUCCCAAGCUUCAGAUGUUGAUCAAUUUUUAGAUGAUUUAUUUAGUCCGGUAUUAGAUGGUUCAUUAGAUGAACUGUCCGAUGCCAGAUCACUAGCUGCUAGUAUAAGAGGAGGAAAAGGUAUGCCCGAUUUAAGUUUUGAAUUAGAUGACACAGAAUUUUUAGAGGCUCCAGAUAGUGAAAUGAAUGAUUUAAUUUGGGAUUCACAUACUCUCGCAUGUAAAAUAAAGGGUGGUGGCGAAAACUCAGCAAAUUCUGAAGAAGCUCCAUCUGCUAAUUUGGACGAAUAUAUAACAGGUUUAUUUAAACCAAUAUUUGUCAAUGACGCUGUCAAAGUUCUUACUGAACAAGCAGAAUUAAUUGAAACUAUUAAGGGUGGUGGAACUGCCCAAGCACAAACCAGUGGAAAUUCAACAUUUGUAACUUCCCCCAUUGUGGGACCAAUUAGCCCUAUUUUAGCCUCUAAUUCUGAAAAUUUAUUACAAAUUGUUAAUUUACCACCUGAUGCAGAUCCUGCAGUUUAUCAACAUCAGGUGCAGCGAGCAUUUUUGCAAUCGGCAAUGGCUCAAAAUCUUCAAAUUCAACAACAGCUACUAGCGCAGAAUCAAGCAUUGCAAACUUUACUUAGUCAACAAGAUACUGCACCAACGGGUACAACAUCACCUCCUCCCCUAAUGCCGGUAUUAGCAUCAGUACAACAAUCAUCAGCUUCUUCAAAUAGCAUUACCAGUAAAAUUACUAUUGCUAGUGAGCACACAAAUGUUAGGAAGCAAAGCGUCAAAAAUAGAAUUUCUCAAUUUUCGGAAAAUGAUCGAAACCGAAAAGUUUCUUCUGAUAGCGGAGGUUCGUUAAUACCCCCUCCACCUCCUCCACCAAUGCCACCACCAAUUGAAGUAAAAGAUCCAUCGGAAACAAGACACUUCCUAGACCCUUAUGGACGUGCCAAGACAGUAAGAAUUGGAAAAUGGAGAUGGCCGCCCCCGCAAGAUGGACCACAGUUUGAAACCGAAGAAGACUUUUUCGCUUUUAAAAUGAGACAAAAUCAACGAAAAACUACGCCCCAGUCACAAUUCCAUAGCAGCAAUGGUUCCUUAACAGGUUCUGCAAUGGAGUGGGAAGAAUUUGAAGUUAAUGACAGCUCAAAGAGUCCCUCGCCGGCAGUAGUAAUGCCAGUACAUACAACACAAAUGGUACGAACACAAAUUAAAAUAGAAACAGAACCUAAAAAUACUAAUAAACAACCAAUGAUGGAACAAUUACAACCCCAACAAACAGUAAUAACUACUAAAGUGGCUAAGAAAAGCUUUGAAAUUGGAGCUGAUAGACCACCACCAGGCAGUGUUGGAAAACUAAAAUUGAGCUCCGAAAUGAGACAACGAUUAGAACAGGUAACUGCUGGCCACUCUGUGCGUUCAACAGUAAGUACGAAAUCAGAACAACGAGCUCCUGCUAAACUGGAGGAUACUAGAAAGUUAAUGUUACAACAACAGCUAAGUGGUCAUUUUGCCCAAAUAGAGAGUAAUAACAAUGCUGUAGCCGAUUUACACUCAGUGCGUUCUCAAGUAGAACGAAUGGAAGAAAAGUUAUCACCUCCACCAAUUUGGCCGUCACAUGUGCCACCAGCACCCAGCAUUCCAGCACCACCCCCACCAAUAAGACCACCCAACGUGGCGCCACCAGCUCCGCCACCGGUUCCCAAGAGCCCACCAGUGCGUCCCGAUCAAGAGGAAAUUGAAUAUCGCAGUCAAAGUAAAGAUGUACCAGCAUUUAUACAGCGCCAAGAACGUGAUACAUUCGGCGCUAGGCACAAUUGGAAUGGUUCUGAUGACUCCAAAGAUGCCUAUGAUUCAUGGGGAAGGACAGAAGCUGCCAAAUUAGACAUGGUAUAUGAAAAGAGUUUUAAAAAAGAAGCAAAAAAUAAUCAUGAACGUGAUCGUUCAAGAUCUCGUUCACGUUCAAGAGAUCGAGACGAUUUUUCCGAAUCUGUGUGGGAUAGGUCAGAAGUCGAAGGUCCUGCAUCUAGUGGUAGUGAUAGAGAACGAGAAAAAGAACGUGAAAAGCGGGACAGAAUAUAUGAAAUGCGACAAGUAGAAAGAGAGAAGGAAAGCAAUAAAGUCUAUCAACCAGCUCCUCCUAAAGUUGUCACUGCUACUAUAGAAAGACAAGAUCGUACAGAUAGUUUUGGACCUGUAGUAUCAACGGAAAGAAAGUAUUCAUACCAGGCAAUGACGUCAAACAAUAAUAAUAUUAAUAACAAAAGACCAAUAACUUCUGCCCCCAGUCCCACAACGUCAAUGACUUCUAACACACCAGCAACAUUCCGCACACACAUGGCCCAAAAAUAUGAAAAAGAAAGAAAGCGCAAGUCAUCCGCCACAUCAACCACCGUAUCGCAAAGUACACGCCGUGACGAAGAAACUGAUGGUGGCGACGAAUGGCCACUGCCUGCUAUUCCAGCACCAGUUCCAGCCCCUCCAUCUUUAAAAAGUCCAGCGAAUGCAUGUUUAACCUACAAUCGAGUGCCAUGGAAAUUGAGAGUGCGCAAAGAAGUAUUUCAUCCUAAUGAACCCAUAGGACCACCCAUAGCAUUAGAUUUGCUAUUUGCUCAAGUAUCAUCUGACAUCUUUGGCUUGACCCCUUCUUUACGUAUUUCGCCUCAAGAAAAAGCUGCCGCAAUAAAUAUGCUCAAUGGUCAUGGUGUAACAGUUGAAACGGUUCGAAGUCAAAAUGUUCGCGCCUUAGUUAAGCGUCACUUAAUUGAUAUGGCUAGAGAAUGGCCUUUAUAUUUCGCUCGUCUUUUCCCAGUACAAGGAGCACCACAAUACCCAGACGUUUCUAUAAUGGGCAUCUCACAUAAUGGCCUGUACCUAGCACGACGAGAUGCAGACUAUUUGAUUGUAGUUCAGUCUGUACCAUUUAAUGAAAUACAGAACGCAAUAACACUACCAAGGCCAGCAUCACUGCAACUUAAUUUACGAAAUGGAAAAAAUGUUCAAUUACAUGCUGCUAGAGCCGCAGCUAUACAAGCAAUGAUCACAUCCUUUGUACAAGAGUUUAGAAAGACUCAAUCAAAAGCUUCAACACUUUCGUCUGGUGUUCGAGCAGCCGCACAGACGCUCAAUGUGCCUAUUGAAAGACUCGAGUCGCGGCAAUCAAAUCAUCGUGAACAAAUAAAUAACAACCAACACAGUGUAAUCACUCAACAGCACAAUAUGCGUAAUACCUCGUCGCCCCUAAUGAGUGGUUCCUACGAAGAGCAACAUCUUCAUCACCAACAACAACAACAGCAGCUUCAGCAACAACAGACUCACCAUCAUUUACAGCAGCAGCAACAACAGUCACACCAUCAUCAACGUGAGCAACUAAGAGAACCCCAUUCUCGUAAUAUGCACCACGGCAUUAGUGACUCCAUCGAUCAUCAUACACAAAUCACGCAGGCUUCACAUCAUUAUAAUGGUCAUGGUGAUGAGGAUGAACGUUUGGAUGACAGAGAACACUUUAAUGAGCAUCAUCAAUAUGCUAAACAACAAAGCUUCCUACAUUCAUCACGUAAGAAUUCCAAUCAACACCACUCCGCUACAAAUCCACAUACGCGAGAACAUCACUCUGCAGUGCAGCAGACUCAACAGUCGCAGAAUUUGGAUGCAAAUUAUAUGGCUGAAGAGCAUAAUGGAGGCACGACUUCACCCUCUGUUACGAGAUAUUCUUUGUUGCAAUUUGCUAUGCAACACUUUAGAAAUGACCAAAUUGUUGAUUCUCGUUCUCAUGGCCGUGAUGCUUCCGAACGUUCGUCUAAUCGUUCGUAUGCAGAAUUGGUUAAAUGGCAGGGUACACCCAUGCGUAUUCCCCUGUUACGUUUACCCAAUGAUUUAGCUCCAUUGGCUUUGGAAUGCUUCGAUUGCAUAUUGCGUUAUUGUGGAGAUAUUCCUAUGGAACCCGAUCUUACAGAAGUUAAAUGUGUCUAUACGGUGCUAAUGCAUUGUCAUAAAUAUUUGGCUUUACGUGAUGAAGUUUAUUGCCAGUUAAUGAAGCAAACUACUGCUAACCGCUCCCCCUGUCCCGAUUCAACACAGAGAGGUUGGCGCCUGCUCAGUAUUCUAGCGGCAUACUUUGGAUGCUCAGAUGCGUUACGACCAUAUUUAAUUGAACAUCUAACCUCGGCCGCUUCAGAUCGUAGACGAUCUUGUCAUGGUACCGCCGCUGUGUGUUUGACUAACUUACGUAAGACUGCACGUUGUGGUGGUCGCAAAAAUGUGCCGAGUGUUGAAGAAGUAACAGCUGUUUCAGCAGGUCGUUCGGCUAGGCGCCAAAUAUAUCGCCUUCCGGGAGGUGCUGAGCGUGUAGUAAAUACAAGAUGUUCUACGGUGGUGGCAGAUGUAAUAUCGGAACUCUGUGCCCUUCUAGGCAUUGAAUCCGAAACUGAACAACAGGAAUUUUCCUUAUAUUGUAUAGUCCAGGGAGACGCGUUCACUAUGCCUCUGGCUGCCGAUGAAUAUAUUUUGGAUGUUACUACUGAACUUUUGAAAUCUGGCCAGCCCUUCUAUUUAAUAUUCUGUCGGUCAGUAUGGCAUUUCGCCUUAAAGCGAGAUCCUGCACCAACUCCCCUUUAUGUAGAAGUAUUAUUCAAUCAAGUAGCGCCUGACUACUUGGAAGGUUUGCUGUUAGAGUUACCCAGUACAGGAGUACCGCCACCAGAAGUGGUCAGAGAUAUGGCUCGCAUAGCAGCCUUGCUGCAUAGAGCAGCAGAUUUAAGUCAUGUACCAGCUAUGAAGGAAAUAAAAUUCCUAUUGCCUAAACCGGCUUUAGGCAUUAGAGAAAUAAGACCCGCUCAAUGGGUGGGUCUAGUUCAAUCUGCUUGGCCCCAAGUUGCAAACUUAAGCCCGGGCCAGGUGAAGGCUCAAUUUUUGAAUGUGCUGUCGGCAUGGCCUUUAUUCGGUAGCAGUUUCUUUGCUGUGAAACGUAUAUGGGCCGAUGAAGGCCCUCAUGUCGACGAUAGUCCCAUGUGGCGAGAUUUGAUAUUGGCAUUGAAUAGACGAGGAGUAUUGUUUUUGGAUCCCAACACACAUGAAACCAUGCAACAUUGGCCAUUUAUGGAGGUCAUAUCGACACGAAAGGUACGUUCUGAAGAUGGUGCUUUAUUUUUGGAUAUGAAGGUUGGCAACCUAAUGCAGCAACGUGUCAUACGUGUCCAAACAGAGCAAGCUCAUGAAAUAUCUCGUUUAGUACGUCAAUAUAUAACAAUGGCUCAAAUAAGUCAACGCGACAAGAGAGAUGUUAAUUAAAAUAUUAUUUAGGCUUAACUAAUUAAUUAAAAAAAAGAAUAUCCCUUAGUACAUAUACUUUUAUAUAUUAAUAUAGUGAACGAGUGAUUGUUUCUCAACAAUGUAAUUGAUACAAUUCACACGUACACCGAUACUGAUACUUUUUUACUUCAACUACUUUGCUUUAACUGUAUUUCAGAGCGAUCGCAGAAUUUGUCUAAAUUAUAAGAAAUUUUAAAUAUAUAUUUUUUUUAAAUAUCUUAAAAUGCCAUAUUCAACCUUUUAAAUGGAUGUUUAUAAAAUCAAGAAUAUUGUUUCGUUUUUUUUUUCCAAAAAUAUUUUCGAUAAAUCUUCGUUUUGGUAUUAUAAGUGCAAUUUAAAUGUUUUACCUUUUUUCCAUUUAUUUAGAUAAUAAAAUAUUUUUUAUUUGUGUUUUAAACAAUAUACAUAGAUACAUACAUAUUAUUUUGUGUAUAUCUUUAAGAAUAAAUUAAAUAUUAUAUU